Molecule: messenger RNA, 3164 nt
Organism: Sipha flava (yellow sugarcane aphid)
Lineage: Eukaryota; Metazoa; Arthropoda; Insecta; Hemiptera; Aphididae
Gene: Poxm
Product: paired box pox-meso protein
Exons: 2
Coding region: 708-2585 (625 amino acids)
Biological process (GO): regulation of transcription by RNA polymerase II; anatomical structure development
Molecular function (GO): DNA-binding transcription factor activity, RNA polymerase II-specific; RNA polymerase II cis-regulatory region sequence-specific DNA binding
Source: RefSeq, a predicted model, not a curated record
CAGUCGUAUAGCGCGCGCGCGCGCUGUGCAGUUGUAUAACAACACUGCAGUAGCCAGUUACGGUCCGUGCAUACGCGUAUCAUCGUUUUCCCACGGCGCGACGCUAACAAUAAGCGAUCGUGUUCCGGUCCGCCCACACAGCCCUUAACAGCCGCGACUUUCGGUACCGGCCGACCAACCGACCGACUGACGGACGGACACGGACAGACCGACCGACUAACCAGCAGCGCGGCACGCACGUCCGAUCCCGCGUUCCCGGCACGGCCCUGCGGCGGACACGCGACACUACGCGUUACGGAUACGGUACGUUGAUAGUAGCGCGAGCGCGAGACGCGUUUAAGCGCGCACCCGUGUCGGCGUCUUAACACGGUCGUGCAAUCGCUGCAACCGACUGCACGCGCACCGUAACGCCGCGCAACGACCGGCACCCACGGGCGGCAGCGGUAAAAUUCGAGAAAAAUUGUUUGUUGUUAUCGUCCGACGUUACCGCAGCCGUCGCCGCGGCAGUCGUGUCGCAGUCGCGGUUGUGCGCGCGCGCUCGCGCCGCCGUCGGCGCACCGGCUGGCGGUGCCGGAUAGGUUGUGCCCCGCGGGAUUGCUCGGUGACGUCGGGAUGAUGGCGCAGCCGUGGCAACGGACGAUUUUUACAGCUUCGUGGUGAUAGAAAAACGAUCACAAGACACCGGAAGCCGACGGCCACGCCGGCGUAUGGAUUUGCAGCAUCACCUGCGGCACCAAUCGUUGUCGACAUCAUCGGAACAGCUUCUAGGAUUACAACAUCGACACAACCAAAUGUUAUUGGAACCACAGCAUGGUGGGGGUGGCAGUAGUGGUGGCGGGGACGAAGGUAAUGGGGAGCGGCAGCAACAAAUGCUCCUGUUACAUCAGCACCACCUAAAUCAGCAACAAAACCAACAUCAGCAGGAGCACCAGCAACAAUUGCUACAACAGCAACAACAUCAACAGCACGACAGCCACCUCAACCAACAGCAUCGGAUGCACCACCAGCAGCAGCACGACCAAGUGCAAUCUCAUCAACACCAACAGCAGCAACACCACGAGCACCAGAUGCAUGAGCUGCACCACCAUAGUUUACAGCAGCACCAGCAGAACUUGCAACAGCACCAACAGAGCUUGCAGCAGCAACAGCAGCAGUACGGUGAGGUAAACCAACUGGGCGGCGUGUUCGUCAACGGCCGACCGCUGCCCAACGCGGUGCGCGUGCGCAUUGUCGAAUUGGCCCGUGUGGGCAUACGGCCGUGUGACAUUAGCCGGCAGCUGCGUGUCUCGCACGGCUGCGUGUCCAAAAUACUAGCCCGGUAUCAUGAAACAGGCAGUGUAAUGCCCGGCGCUAUAGGAGGUAGCAAACCUCGGGUGACCACGCCGAGAGUGGUGGCGUAUAUUGGUCGACUGAAGCGUAAGGACCCGGGGGUGUUCGCUUGGGAAAUCCGUGACCGACUACUAGCCGACGGGGUGUGCGACAAGUUCAACGUGCCUAGCGUGUCCAGCAUCAGCAGGAUCUUGCGGAACAAGAUCGGAACUACCGGUGGUGGGGGCCCUACACAAACAACGACACCGCAGCAGAACACAGUCGCUGCCGCGGCCGCCGCCGCUGCUGCUGUCGCCGCUGGUGGUGGUGGUGGUGGUGGUCUGUCACCAACGACCGCAGCACAUCAUAUGUACAGCCCAUACCACCAUCAUCAUCAUCAUCACUCAUCCUCGUCGCCACCGUCUGUCACGGCAGGCUAUCAACUACACCAACAUGGCCAAUAUCAUCACCAGCACUCUCAACAUCACCAACUGUACCAUAAUCAUCAUUACCAACAGCACCAACACCAUCACCUCUGUUCAUCGCCACCGUCUGGCUUAACUACCGUAGCCGGUAGCCCCGUGUGUUGUUCAUCACCACCGACUGCCAUGUCGAGAGUCGGUUCCGUUCCCCAUUCGUCCACGCCACCACCACCGCCCCUGACGGUACCAUCGCUCCAGCCGCCACCACCACCACAACACUGUUGGCCUAGCCCACACGCUGUCACGGACAUAUUGGCGGCGGCCGCCGCAGCUCAGCAACAGCACCAACACCACCAUCAACACUUACACCCAUCGCACUCACACCACUUACACCCAUCCCAACACCCGGCCAACAGUCAUUACGGCGUGGGUAGCGUCACUGGUGGAAGCAUCGGUGGUGGUGGUGGAGGAGGUGGUGUUAGCGGCGGCAGUGGUGGCAGCGGUGACACUUCGGCGGCCACUGCGGCUGCCGCUGCCGCCGCUGCUGCGGCCGCGGCAGCCGCAGCGGCCAACUACGACACUUCAUCCGGUGGUAGCGCUGCGGCUGCAGCUGCAGCCGCGGCAUACAAUACUUACUGCAGCAGUUAUUACCAUCACGCCAUGGUUUACGCGGCCACUGCAGCAGGCAGUAUAGCGGCAGCGGGUCGUCAUCAACCACAUCAUCUGAACCCAUCGCCACCAUGCACGGCCGCUGCCGUGUGGCCAGGCGUACCUCCGCCAUUGCCACAGCCACCCCCACCACCCCCACCGUCACCGACGGUGUCACUUCCAGCCGCGGCCGCAGCCACCACGUAACGAAUCGCGUAGGUCGGUUUUCACGUGAAAAUAUUAACAUUGUUAUCGGCGAUGGAAGAAUUGGAGCUCGAAACGCGAUGACGUAAUAAUGUUGAAAUGAAAAUGCACUCUUCCGAUUCAUAUGGAUGAGCUCGUAAUGAUUCGUAAACAGUAUACUUAAAUCGAGAACUCAAGCAUCUGAACGCAAACUAAUCGUUCGUGAACCAAGUGUUCAAUCACUUACGAUAAACCUGAAAUCGCGUUCUAGUGACUUUUUUAGUGACCUGGAAAUGCAUUCGAUGACCAAAUACUGCAGUCCGUUUCCCCGCUACGGAAAGAUAACGAGAUCCCGUUGUGCUACGUGGCAGUAUAAAUAAGUAAUCAUCUCGUAUUUUAUCGGUCAGCGGCGGAUGAUCAAAUGGUUUUGCCCGUGAUCCAGUACCACAUUUUUAUCUGAUCUUUAUCUCGCCAACCGAGUAUAAUGUGCACGAAGACAGUGAAUAUACGACGUAAAAUAAGCUGUACUAACUGUUUUAAUAUUCCCAAUAUUUUCUUUUACUUUUUUUUUUUUUAAUAUAAUUAUUUAUCUCUAAACUAUAU